Elephantulus edwardii (Cape elephant shrew) is the source of this 648-nucleotide messenger RNA. It is a transcript of the gene TMEM267, whose product is annotated as chromosome unknown open reading frame, human C5orf28. The coding region runs from base 1 to 648 and encodes 215 amino acids. NCBI's taxonomy places the organism in Eukaryota, Metazoa, Chordata, Mammalia, Macroscelidea, Macroscelididae. The transcript is spliced from 2 exons. The record is from RefSeq and is a predicted model, not a curated record.
AUGCCCUCGGAGGACGAGAAGACCCACGCUCUCCUGCACUCCUGUAGUGCCGCAUCCCUGGUCUCCAGCCUUGGACUGGGCAUGUUUUGCCUGGUAGCCGACAGGCUUCUUCAGUUUUCCUUGAUUCAGCACAACGUCUGGCUCCGUGCCCUUGCAGACAAUGCCGUGCACUGUGUCAUUGGCAUGUGGUCUUGGGCAGUGGUCAUCGGGGUCAGGAAGAAGAAUGACCUGGGGGAAAUCAUGUUAGCUGGAUUUUUAGCUUCUGUGAUUGAUAUCGACCACUUCUUCCUAGCUGGAUCCCUGUCUUUAAAGGCGGCCCUUGCUCUUCCACGAAGGCCUCCCCUUCACUGCUCCACCGUGAUACCAGCCGUGGCCCUGGCCCUCAGGGUCGUCAUGCAUCUCUUCAGGAUCAAAGACUCGUGGUGCGUCCUGCCCUGGAUGCUGUUCAUAUCGUGGACCUCACACCACGUCCGGGACGGAAUCCGCCACGGCCUGUGGCUGUGCCCCUUUGGGAAAACGUCUCCUCUACCGUUUUGGCUUUAUGUAGCCAUCACCUCGUCUUUACCUCACAUCUGUUCUGUUGCUAUGUAUUUAACAGGGACCAGACAGGUGAUGUCUUCAAAGCACGGCAUUCAUAUUGACGUGUGA